Molecule: messenger RNA, 627 nt
Organism: Miscanthus lutarioriparius
Lineage: Eukaryota; Viridiplantae; Streptophyta; Magnoliopsida; Poales; Poaceae
Source: the annotation of a GenBank genome assembly
AUGGCGUCGUUCUCGGAGGCUCCCCCCGGGAACCCCAAGGCGGGCGAGAAGAUCUUCAAGACCAAGUGCGCGCAGUGCCACACGGUCGAGAAGGGCGCUGGCCACAAGCAAGCUGAGCUUACUAUGAGUAGAUCUGAUACAUCCCUUUUUAAAGAAGUUUUAGUGAGCUUGGCAAAAGAUUCUGGUCUUCAUCCUUUGGUUUCUUACUUUUCCUACUUCAUUGCAGACGAGAUGGCAUUAAGUGAUCUUCCUGUUUUAUUUGCUCUAAUGAGAGUAGUCCAAAGUCUUCUCCGUAAUCCACAUAUUCAUAUUGAACCUUAUUUGCACCGGCUGAUGCCAUCAAUGAUCACUUGCAUUGUUGCAAAAAGGCUAGGGCAUAGGCUCUCAGAUAACCACUGGGAACUUAGAGACUUCUCUGCCAAUUUAGUUUCCUCGGAAUCCGGCUUCCAAAAGAUGGGCAGCCGAUCGGGCCACGUCGCCCGACCACCCGUCAACCGUUCGAUCGGGCGGGCUCGCCAUGUGGACCGUCAGAUUUUGGAUCGGAUCGGGUCUCCGCCUGUUCCAUCGUGCUCCCGCAUCGGGAAUCUUCUCGGCGCGUCGGCCCGUAGGCUCCCGUGGCGUCGAUGA